CGUCGUCAGCCAGUCAGUCAGUCAGUCAGGCAGGCUUCGGGUGGGCUGGCAUAUCUCGAUCGGGUUGCUCUUGUAACUUCAAUUGAGUAGACUCCCGGGCUCUCGUUGGCUGGACCACUGAGGGCUGGACGCACAAGAGCGUCACCACAUGUCAAACAGACGCAGUGGGUCCUGAAUCCACGCACGGUCUUCUAGCAGGAACAACUAUUGAAUUCAAACUGCGGAUUGUGGAGACUCCGCGGACAUCUACCUGGAUAACUGCGGUCUUAUUUUUUUGUUGGUGAUUUUCGGUGGACACCACGUGCGUAAUCAUAGGCUACAAAACCUGUGCGUAAUUCUUUUCAGCAAGCGAAACAGUGACCAGCGGGGGAAAAAGCAAACGCGUACCUUUUUUAUUUUUUUUAUUUUUCAUGGAAUACCUUUUUUCAAUUUAGCUCACCAUGGCGAACAUACGUUUACAUAUGUUGCAUUUCUUGUUUAUUUUGGAGGCUACAGUUGCGUCAGAAGAACUUGGGAGAACCUCCCGCAUGGUCAGCGGUACCCAAGAAGACGCCGAGCAUCUCUCCAUCUCUGCGUCCUACAGGGACAUGGUCUCCAUCAACAUGUUUAAACUCUAUGAUAACUAUAGCAAAGAACCGCAGAGGGAGAAGGAUGGAAACACCGUACGGAGUUUUAAGGCUGUCACAGGGUCCUCCAAGAACAAAGAGUGGUACCAGUUCAACCUGUCCUCCAUCGCCGAGUCCGAGCACAUCCUGUCCGCGACCCUCCACUUCCUCCACAAACGCCCGCGCCUCCCGCGACCUCUGCCCUGCCGUCGCUCCCGCCACCCGUCCUGUGACCACGCCCACCCUCCCCAGCACCCGCACCUCCUGCUCCACGGGACGUCCCGGAACGCCGCCUCGGCCACGCUGCUGGCCAACAUCACCCUGCUCCUGCGCUCGCCCUGGAAGAGAGGGGCGUGGCACGUCCGGGACAUCACCGCCGUCCUGCGCCAGGCCAGGGCGUCCCACCAGCUGCUGAUCACGGCCGAGGUCGCAGACUCCAAGAGGGGCACCGGGAGGAGCCUCCGGGAAAGCCUUAUGCCGCCCGGCACGCCGUACAUGCUGGUGUACGCCGACGACCGCGCCAUCGACGAGCCCAACAGCGUGGCGGUGUCGCUGCAGCGCUACGGCAGCUUUCCCCUCGGGGAGGAAGGAGCUCGCCCGGCACCGGACGCGGCCUCAGCCUCAGCCUCUUCAGCGGCCUCCCCGCCGGCGGCACCCUCCUCGACCGCCUCCAGGACCCGGAGAGAGGUCCCCCCUCCCCUGUCCCUCCUGGAGCAGAUCCAGACCAACGACCUGCCGGAGGUCCACUUCAACACCCUGAAGAACCACGAGCUGUGGCAGAGCACCUACUUCCCGCCCAAGGCCAAGGCGGCGGGGGGGAAGCACGGGCGGAAGCACGGCCAGCAGGAGAGCAGCAGCAGCAGCAGCGUAGGGAGCAGCGAGGGCCGGGGCAAGGUUCCUGAGGUGCUGAGCUUCGACGACAGGACCAUGAAGAAGGCCAGGAGGAAGCAGUGGAGCGAGCCCAGGGUGUGCGCCCGCCGCUACCUCCGGGUGGACUUUGCGGACAUUGGCUGGAGCGAGUGGGUGGUGGCGCCGAAGGCCUUCGAUGCCUACUACUGCUCAGGGACCUGCGGCUUCCCCAUCCCUAAGGUGGUGCGCCCCUCCAACCACGCCACCAUCCAGAGCAUCGUGAGGGCGGUGGGUAUCGUCCCCGGGGUCCCAGAGCCCUGCUGCGUCCCCGACAAGAUGAGCCCGCUCCCCGUGCUCUUCCUGGACCCCAGCCGGAACCUGGUGCUCAAGGUGUACCCCGCCAUGUCCGUGGACACCUGCACCUGCAGGUAGACCUAUAGACCAACACCCUACACCCCAACCCCCCCAAGAUAACCACCAGCACCCAACCCCCAUCCACCCCACCCGACCCCCCCCAC
Molecule: messenger RNA, 1972 nt
Organism: Gadus macrocephalus (Pacific cod)
Lineage: Eukaryota; Metazoa; Chordata; Actinopteri; Gadiformes; Gadidae
Gene: ifngr1l
Product: growth differentiation factor 10b
Exons: 3
Coding region: 441-1886 (481 amino acids)
Biological process (GO): BMP signaling pathway; SMAD protein signal transduction
Cellular component (GO): extracellular region
Molecular function (GO): growth factor activity; cytokine activity
Source: RefSeq, a predicted model, not a curated record